Cotesia congregata is the source of this 1581-nucleotide messenger RNA. The record is from the annotation of a GenBank genome assembly. NCBI's taxonomy places the organism in Eukaryota, Metazoa, Arthropoda, Insecta, Hymenoptera, Braconidae.
AUGAUCCAUUCGGAUGUUUCAGGCGAAAGACCGUACAAAUGUCACUUACCAGAUUGCGGUCGCGCAUUUAUCCAGCUGUCGAACCUCCAGCAACACCUGAGGAACCACGACGCCCAGGUAGAGCGAGCCAAGAACAGACCCUUCCACUGCAGCAUCUGCGGAAAGGGAUUUGCCACCGAGUCAAGCUUGAGGACCCAUACGUCGAAGGUCAGUCAUCAACAUGCGGGACUAAUUGGCGGGCCAAACGCAACAAGCUGUCCAAUCUGUCACAAACUCUUCCUCGGCGGCGAGGCACUCAUGGAACAUAUGAAGAUCACCCACAAGGACCCCAACGCCUCUGGUGUUGCCACGAAACGUCGGACUGCGAACCAUCCUUGCCCAGUAUGCGGGAAGCACUACGUCAACGAGGGGAGCCUGAGAAAGCACCUGGCAUGUCAUCCGGAAACUAGUCAACUAAGUACCAAUUUAAGGAUGUGGCCGUGUUCUGUUUGCCAAGCCGUCUAUACCCAUGAGAGUGGUCUGCUGAGUCACAUGGAGCACAUGAGAAUGGAUCCCAAGCAUCAGUUUGCUGCCCAGUACGUUCUAAGCCGAGCUGCUGCAGAGCGACGUGAAAGAGAGCUUCUAGCCGGUUCUAGUUUAGGAGCAGGUCUCGGUGUGUUGACGAGUCAACCAGGUGGACCACAAAAUUUACAGCAACCACCAAUGUGCCCAUCCCCGUCGGCUCACUCCGAGAGCAGUAGCGGAAACGGAAGACUAUCUUCGGCCGGUAGUGAACCUGGGACCGGGCUACUGAACAACAACAACAACAAUAACAACAACAACAUGGCAUCACCGGGACCAAGUGGAAACAAGCUGAGCGAGAUGCUGAGAGCGGGAAGCCAAUCCACGGCUCAACAGUAUCACGACGAAAUGCAGUCUCAGCAACAACGGAUGGCGGUGAUGGCGGCUGCUGUUCAAGCUGCUGGUCUUCAAAAUUCAGUCUCUCCUAACUUGUCAUCAGUGGACGUGGCGUCCCUAGCAGCUGCCAUGAGAAUGGGCGGAAAUAACAAUGAUAUCAACGCGAACCAGCAAGGACAGACUGGACAACAACAGCAAGGUGUCCAGAAUAACAACUCAGAACAGGCAUUGAGGAUGCAUCAAGCAGAAGCUCUACUUCGAUCACAAGCGGAGGCUGCCCUCAGACUCGCGGUUUCCCAAGCAGCAGCUGCUGCAGCAAGUUCCGCGGUGGGAAGCGAUAUGAGGCACCAUCUAGGGCAGCACAAUGGCGGCGGGGGAGGCUCUGGCAUGCCAGGACACCACACGAACCAGCAGCUGUCCCAGCCAGACAGCCUGUCGCCAGAUCUAGGUAAGUCGCAACAGCAGCAUCAUCAGAUGAUGAUGAGGGGACUUAACGAGGACUUGCAAUCCCAAUCCGCAAACAAGCGCGUCAGAUUAACCGCAAGCCUGAUUCCAUCAUCAGGGGAGGCGCUCCGUCUGCAGGAGCAGCGGUUAGAGCAGGCAUUGAGGCUUCACGGCGAUCCCCGUGCUCUCGGGUUCACGCUCCAGCACGUUGUUAACCAACAGAACAAUCAGCAGCCAUGA